Messenger RNA from Rosa chinensis, 1562 nucleotides. RefSeq names its product pentatricopeptide repeat-containing protein At5g09450, mitochondrial. Bases 229 to 1368 code for a protein of 379 amino acids. The transcript has 3 exons. NCBI's taxonomy places the organism in Eukaryota, Viridiplantae, Streptophyta, Magnoliopsida, Rosales, Rosaceae. Gene Ontology annotation, molecular function: protein binding. Gene Ontology annotation, cellular component: mitochondrion. The record is from RefSeq and is a predicted model, not a curated record.
UUGGUUAAUGUGCGUUCUAUUCUGGACUUCUGGUACAUAAUAUGCUGCAGUAGGCGCUCUUGGUGACCCGGGUCGAACACUAAACCCAAAAUAGGUGAGCGGCGAUGGCGUCUCGGUCACUUUUUGUCACUCUCAGACGCAACCAAAGAGGCCAAAUUGGCCAUAUAAUGUCCUCUGAGAACUGAUUGCAGUCUAUUAUGUAACCCUAGAAAAUGCAGUGCGAGCCGCAUGGUGGGCAACACUUGUAUUUCAAGAUCGUUUUCUUCAGGUGCUCUGAGUGAAUCUCUCCAAGAUUCUCAGGAAAUUGACGACCUGAAGACCAGAAUCUUCAGGCUGAGGCUGCCCAAGAGAAGUGUCACCAACGUUCUUGAGAAAUGGGUCUUUGAAGGUAACCAAAUCACCAUCUCAGAGCUUCGCCAGAUCUCUAAGGACCUUAGGAUGUCUCAGCGUCACAAGCACGCUCUCGAGGUAUCGGAGUGGAUGGUCGCCCAUAAUGAGUUUGAGUUAUUAGAUUCAGACUAUGCAGUCCGCAUUGUCUUGAUGACAAAAGUCUUUGGUAUUGAUGCUGCAGAACGGUACUUUGAAGGUCUACCUCCUACUGCAAAAACUAGUGAGACAUAUACUGCUCUCCUCCACUGCUAUGCUGCAGCAAAAUUGACUGAAAAGGCUGAGGACCUGUAUGAGGGAAUAAAGAAUUCGAAGCUGUCCCUUAGUGCCCUUACUUACAAUGAGAUGAUGACUAUGUACAUGUCAGUGGGACAAGUGGAGAAGGUCCCUUUAGUUGUUGAAGAACUAAAACGGCAGAAGGUUGCCCCAGAUAUCUUCACUUACAAUCUUUGGAUAAGUUCAUGUGCUGCAAUGCUAAAGAUAGAUCAAGUUAAAUGGAUAUUAGAUGAAAUGAGAGCUGAUCCUGGUUUUGCUGAAGGCUGGGAAACAUACAUUAACCUGGCCAAUCUAUAUAUCAACAUUGGUCAUCUGGUGAAUGUAGAAUUCAACUCUCUGGUUGAAACUGAGAACGGAAUCACACAAAGCGAAUGGAUUACGUACGACUUCCUCAUUAUUCUGCAUGCUGGUUUAGGAAACAAAGGUAGAAUUGAUCAGAUAUGGAAAUCCUUGUUAAUGACAAAACAAAAGAUGACAAGUAGAAAUUAUAUUUGCAUCAUUUCCUCAUAUAUAAUGCUUGGGCAGCUGAAAGAAGUGGGAGAAGUUGUUGAUCAGUGGAAGCUUUCAGCCACUGCAGAUUUUGUUGUUUCUGCCUGUAGGAUGGUUUGGAAUGCAUUCAGAGACAUCGGGUUGACUGAAAAAGCCCACGACUUCCAAACACUUCUGAUUCAGAAGAAGUGCGAUUCUUCAAUUUCGUUAGAGUAGGCCUGAAAAUGAGUUUUGUUUUAGAUAAUUGAACUACAGACAAGCCAGUUUUAUGGCGUCUGGACCAGUCCCGAGUAAUAAACAGUUGCAUGAAAUUCGCAUGUUUUUUUUUCUUUUCCUGGGAAUUGGUAUUCAUCCUGGAGUGCUUCCAUCCAGACUUUCAGAUAUGCUAUUUGGACCUCUUCCAAUUUUAA